CUACCAUAAAAUUUCUCACCGGCUUGUCGUUGUACAAGAUCAACCUACACUACCUUUCUCAUUUAUUCAUCAAAUCAACAGCCUACAUCCAUUCCAUCACCUUACGAAAUUCGCAAUGGCUUCAAGGGAUGGAUCACCAGAGCCGAACCGCUGGUCACGCGCAUCCAGCACCGUCCGAAGGGAUAGUACCCCCGGCGACAACCUCGAGGCCAGCAUCAUCAGGUCCGAAUCCGGACAUAGCAGCAAGCGACCCAAGAAUAAAUCCACCGGCGGUGCAGCCUCAUCCUCGUUUCCUACUGUGGGAAAGAUCAGACAUCUGAAAAAGGAGGAUGGAGAACCGCUAUGGAGAAGAGAUAUCCAAUACGACUUUCUGAAGGCUGUUUUCGAUGACGAUAGAAAAGUCUUUACAAAUAGCUACGAACCCAUAGGAGACGGCAAGGAGAAGCAGAGCUUUGCCGAUUUAUACAUUGACACGAUGGCCAGAAGCAGCAAGACAAGCAAGGUCCUCAGGGAUAAACUACUUAGUGACAGGGAGGCCGCGAAGAGCAUGGCCAUGGUGUGUUUGCUGGUUAACGUGGGCCGCAUGAACACGACGCUAAACUUUUUUCCCGAAAUGCGAGCCCAGCUACGAACAUAUCACGCUAUCCCGUCCUUACAAGCUCAUCAAGACGCAUCAGCAUACAAACAGCUUCAAGAUGCGCCAAGGCUGAAAUCUAUCUUGAAAGGUGCCGCUGAGGAUAGACCGGAGCCGCACGAGUUGGGCGAAUUUAAAGGAAAGGACCCUCCUCGAUCGAACCCGGUGAACCUCAUCUUUCUCAUCUGCCAACAAGCAUCCUAUAUUGCGGAAUUGCAUUUUCCUCCUGGCGGUGAAUUCCACGACUUGAUCAUGAAGACGAAUUAUACGAGCAAGUCCCGCGCAAGAGCAUUCCUAUGGCUAAUGUGGUUCUAUCUCGAGUCGGACUUCACCGAGGAAGGCUGCGAAGAGAAUCCGUUUGGUCCCGGUGUCGACUACGGCACCGAAGUAGCAAAUCAGGGUGUCCCGCGGAUGGAAGAAAUGACGCCGGAAGAAGAGGAUCGCGAGAAUAUCGACCCACAAGAAGAGAUCGAGUUUGGUCGUGAGAAGCAAAAUCACAGAGCCAAAAUUAUAGCGGCGGAUCAAGCAUACUUAGCAGAUCAUCAGAACAAGCGCGGCUCUAGGGGACGUGUCUUGGCCGACGAAGGACCGACGGCGGCUAUCCUCCCUCGGAUACGCCCAUCGAAGCACGAGUCGGAUAUGGAUAGCAUACGAUCCACUCCACCACCAAGAGCCUUAUCGCGCCUUGGUAUCAACAGUACCGGACGACGGGGCGGAGCGUCUUUAAAGAAUUUGAUAUUCGACGGUUCGUCCCCCGCCGGGCCUGGAUCCCACGUCAUUGAGGGGAUAGUUCCCAGAAAACCGCGCCCUCCUACGGCACACCAGCUAGCAGUAGAGCGAAACCGAAGUCAGCGAGUUGAGCAUAUUCUCGGCCGCGGGCUACGGAAGCAACAUCACCGCGCACGAAAGGUGCGACGACAAGAAGGUGCCAUCAUACGUGCUAAGCGCCGUCUAGCCGCCAUGAAGGAUGCUCUAGUAGACAGUGACGAAGAAGAAUAUAUGUCUCAUAGGGAGCACAGGCAACUCUUCAUAGAUCGAGGUUUUGGCGGUCUCUGCCAGCUUCAUCAAGAAGACGACGACUUUGGCGAAGAGUUCGCAUCGUACGCGGCGGCACUAAGAAGAACUGACCGUCGGCUCCGACGCUGGGAUGGUCGACCCGAAUUAGGUAUCGUGUCUACGACCAAGAAACGUAUCGCAGGCCCGCCAUCCGAUUACGCCUCGUCAAACCAUCACGGGCAACAUGACAGGAAUGGCAGCCCGGAGAAGGCGGAUAGAAUCAAGGCCAAGCAAAAUGGCAACACCAACGGUGAUGUUACAAUGGAAGACGUAGACGAUCUAGACGCGAUGGAGAAAGAACUCCUAGGCAUCGGCAGCGGCGGCGAGGAAGGCGAGGGAGAGGGAGAGGGAGAGGGAGAGGGUAAGGAUGAUUCCGAGGACAUCGAUAAUAUCGGCAAGGCGUUACUUGGACUUGAUGGCUCGGAUGGUACGGAUAGUUCAUAAUGUUCUUGAGGCAAUCGGAAUUAUUUAUUUAUCUCGACACGGCUGAUCAAUACGGAUCGAUCAUUCGCAGCCGACGACCACGCAUUAUUUUGCAAUGUUUGUUCUACGUCGUCUUUCGACGGGUUUUUUGGUAUGGCUAUGGCCCUCCCAGCAGAAACGCUUGUACAAUACACUUAGGAGAUUAACGGAAAAAAGGAUGGUUUUCAAGGGGGGCGGAAUGGAAGCAGGGAGGGAGGAGGACUAAAUGAAAGAGCUAGCUAGCUAAACAAUGUGUUUUCCAUGUUUUAAAAUGAUAAUAUCUCCUAUGCGAGAUUAAAAAAGGGGGGAUUAAGAAGAAAAGAAAGAAGCAUGUCUUAAUAACUCCUUUUUUUUCUUCUGGGGGUUUUCAAUGUGGGUGAUGUGAGUGAUGAGUACCUACCUAAGUAGUGCGAUGUUUCUUAACAAAUAUCGACAAUUGUAUUAUUAGGCAACCUUCCAGUUAUGAUUUAUUUUAACGGAUGCAAAGCCCCUCUAUAAGUCACCAGGCGCUCUACUAUGUCUUGCGAUUUGGAGCUGAAGUCUGCAGGAAGAGUUGAUGUAAGUUAGAUGCAUAUAUUCAGUGUUGGUGUCUUUCAAUAACUAUUGUUUGCAC
Molecule: messenger RNA, 2765 nt
Organism: Daldinia caldariorum
Lineage: Eukaryota; Fungi; Ascomycota; Sordariomycetes; Xylariales; Hypoxylaceae
Exons: 2
Coding region: 116-2134 (672 amino acids)
Cellular component (GO): Ino80 complex
Source: RefSeq, a predicted model, not a curated record